AAAAGAAGAAAAAGUUGGGUUAAACUAAUUUUAUAAACAUUUACCGUGUAUAAAGUUUAAUCAGGAGUUUAGCUAAUAAAAUUACGAACUCCUAUAAAAAUGUUGUGUUUUCGUAAAAUCCCCAUCACAACUAAAGGCAUUAGACUCUACACUACCGUCGUCAAAGAACAAAUUGUAGCUAGUUCCACCAGCAGAAACAAUUUAAGAAAAGAUGUCCUGAAUCACAGGCAUGUUUAUCCGGAAUUUCUGCCUGAUCCAAAAAUCGAAUUCCGGAAUCGGUUGCGAGAGAAACUGGAACGAAACGACAUGUUAUCUAGGAGAACACAUGUAAAUAUUCCAGAGUUUUACGUUGGUUCAAUAUUGGCUGUAGAAUCAUCAGAUCCACAUUCACCCGGUAAACCCCAUCGAUUUGUCGGAAUAUGCAUACAAAGAAAGCAUUGCGGGCUAAGAGCACAGUUUAUUUUAAGGAAUACUAUUGACCAACAGGGAAUUGAAAUUUUGUACGAAAUGUAUGAUCCUUCCAUACUAAAAGUGGAAGUUUUAAAACUAGAGAAACGCCUGGAUGACGAAUUAUUGUAUCUAAGAGAUGCCCUUCCAGAGUAUUGCACUUUCGAUACUAAUAUGGAACCAGAAAUUUUGCCAGAGGGUUCACCAGUUUCUAUUAACGAUAUAAAAGUGAAACUAAAACCGAAGCCUUGGUUGGAGAGAUGGGAGAGGAAAAACCUAAAAGGUCUCCAAGAUUUAGAGUUGCCGGAAAGGUUUUACAAGAAAGCGGAGAAAUUGGCUACUCCUUGGGAAAAAUACGAUUUAAUGAAAGAAUACAUGCGAACAAUACCAGAAGAAGAACAGCUAGAAAUAUUCAACGAAAUCGAUUCCAGGCUGGAGAAACUUCAAGUACAAAGCAAGAAGAUGAAGAAACGAGUCUUCGUGAAGCCAACAAAGCUCGCUUAGACAUAUCAAACUCUAAUAAAAUAACUAAGAAUGACUAUAAUUAAAAAAUAUAUUCAAAAAUUACAACAUAGUUUCAAUGUACACAGGCAAGUAAAAUAAAUACAUAGGUAAUAAAUUUUUCUCAAAAAGUCUUUACUGUACAACUGAAAAACAAACUACUUUUUUCAUAAAUCUUCGGCAGUUAACAUACAAAUUAUUUACACUGAUAAAACGUAUUUUUCAAUGCUUAUACUGAAAAAGAAAAUUACAAGUUACAAUUGUAACGAUGAGUGUUUAUGAAAAGCUCACCUUGAAAUAAAGAGAAAAUAUCUCGACUAACUUCCAUUAUUAUAACCAGACUUAUUGGUAUUACUACUCGAGGCAUCUCCGUGCUGCAACGAACUAAUGAAUUGCUUUUGGAAUUCGUCCUGGAACCCGCCAGAAAAAUCGUUCUUAAUGGAAUGACUGCUAGCGCUCGUUUUCGUCAUCGUAAAAUUCUUAUUGUACGCUAUAACAGAAACCGGAGAACUCGACGAAGUAUCAGUGUUUUUCACCGGAGACGAGGAAAGCUUCUGUAGCGCUUUCAAAUUCUCCAUCACCAUCAGAAUGUCCUUUUGACCGUCCCCGUCCGACUUCGGCACUAACGAAUUCGACGCGUAUAAGUGGUUAUUCACUA
Molecule: messenger RNA, 1606 nt
Organism: Phyllotreta striolata
Lineage: Eukaryota; Metazoa; Arthropoda; Insecta; Coleoptera; Chrysomelidae
Source: the annotation of a GenBank genome assembly